Molecule: messenger RNA, 2799 nt
Organism: Sphaeramia orbicularis (orbiculate cardinalfish)
Lineage: Eukaryota; Metazoa; Chordata; Actinopteri; Kurtiformes; Apogonidae
Gene: mta1
Product: metastasis associated 1
Exons: 18
Coding region: 106-2097 (663 amino acids)
Biological process (GO): double-strand break repair; negative regulation of transcription by RNA polymerase II; response to ionizing radiation
Cellular component (GO): nucleoplasm; NuRD complex
Molecular function (GO): chromatin binding; transcription coactivator activity; transcription corepressor activity
Source: RefSeq, a predicted model, not a curated record
CCUCCAUUUUCCAACACUCCGCGGCGGCACUGCUAACACAGCUCCGGCAGUAGAGCCACCAGAGCCAGCCCUGUACCUGGAGAGGAAGCCAGGACCGGGGCAGCCAUGGCAGCCAACAUGUACCGGGUUGGAGAUUAUGUUUAUUUUGAGAACUCGUCCAGUAACCCACUGCUGAUCAGGAGGAUAGAGGAGCUGAACAAGACAGCCAAUGGGAAUGUGGAGGCCAAAGUGGUGUGUUUUUACCGACGCAGGGACAUCUCCAGCACACUCAUCGCCCUGGCAGACAAACAUGCAAGGGAGCUGGAGGAGGAGAUGGAGAAUCCAGAGAUGGCAGACCUUCCUGAGAAGCAGAAACACCAGCUCAGACACAGAGAACUCUUCCUGUCACGCCAGCUGGAGUCCUUACCUGCGACACACAUCAGGGGGAAGUGUUGUGUGACAUUGCUGAAUGAGACAGAAGCCCUUAAGUCAUACCUGGACAGAGAGGAUGCCUUCUUCUACUCACUGGUGUACGACCCUCAGCAAAAGACGCUGUUGGCUGAUAAGGGGGAGAUCCGUGUGGGAAACAAGUACCAGGCUGACAUCACCGACCUCCUCAACGAAGAUGAGAAUGAUGGUAGAGACAUGGAGAAGUUAGAGGAGAAGGUCUGGGAUCCCAACAGCUCACUGACGGAGAAACAGAUAGACCAGUUCUUAGUAGUGGCUCGGUCAGUAGGUACAUUCGCCAGAGCUUUGGACUGCAGUAGUUCUGUUCGGCAGCCUAGCCUUCACAUGAGCGCUGCCGCAGCCUCCAGAGACAUCACCUUGUUCCAUGCUAUGGACACCCUCCACGCCACGGGCUAUGACAUGACUCGAGCCAUUGCGGCGCUGGUGCCUCAGGGUGGGCCUGUUCUCUGUCGGGAUGAAAUGGAGGAGUGGAGUGCCUCAGAGGCCAAUCUGUUUGAGGAGGCGCUCGAGAAAUACGGCAAGGACUUCACCGAUAUCCAACAAGAUUUUUUGCCGUGGAAAUCUCUGACAAGUAUUAUCGAGUAUUAUUACAUGUGGAAGACCACAGACAGAUAUGUACAGCAGAAACGAUUAAAAGCAGCUGAGGCAGAGAGCAAGUUGAAGCAGGUCUACAUCCCUAACUAUAACAAGCCAAACCCUAACCAGUUGAGUAACAAUGUAAAGCCAGCCCUGGUGAAUGGAGCUGCGGGUGCAGGGGUCCCAGGAGUCCCAGGAGUCCCAGGAGUCCCAGGAGUCCCAGGCGUCCCAGGGGUCCCAGGCGUCCCAGGGGUCCCAGGCGUCCCAGGCGUCCCAGGGGUCCCAGGCGUCCCAGGAGUUCCAGGAGUUCCAGGGGUCCCAGGACCUCAAGGUGCAGGGCAGACCCCAGGCCUGGGCAGAGCCUGUGAAAGCUGCUACACCAGCAGCUCCUACCAGUGGUACUCGUGGGGCCCUCCCAACAUGCAGUGCCGUCUGUGUGCUUCAUGCUGGACCUACUGGAAGAAGUAUGGAGGGUUGAAGAUGCCCACGAGGCUGGAUGGAGAGAGGCCCGGGCCCAACCGCAGCAGCAUGAGCCCCCAUGGCCUCCCUCUGCGGCACAGCGGCAGCCCCAAGUUUGCCGUGAAAACGCGACAGGCCUUCUACCUGCAGACGACCGGGCUGACACGAAUGGCACGCCGCCUCUGCCAGGACAUCAUCAAGCCACGUUACCUAGCGAGGCACCCCUACCUCCCUGUCAACACAGCAGCCAUCAAGGCCGAAUGUGCUUUGCGGCUGCCAGAUAACCCCAAAAAGCCUUCACCACUGAAACCUGUGGAACGUAAACCUUUGGAGUCUGUGGUUCGAUACUUGGAAGCACAUCCUCGUCCACCCAAACCAGACCCCCCGGCUCGCGGAGGCUCCAUCUCCACAGGCAGCCUAACACCCAUCAAAUCCUCUCCCAUCCUCAAUAACGGUUCUCCCACCAUCCUGGGGAAGCGGACCUAUGAACAGCACAAUGGACUGGAUGGCAAAUCUAAAGCCCUGACUCCACAGUGGGAGAUCAUGGCCAAACGGGUGAGUGAUGCGGGGCGGCCCCCGGCUCCCAUGCAGGACGAGAUCCAUGAACUGGACUGAAGGCUCUGGGAAUGACCUCUACUGCAAACCCCAGUGAGCAGAGGGGGACAUGAAAAGAAAGGCGUUUUUCCAAUAAACCAGAGCCGAAGGCAGCUGAGGGGAGACAGAAGAUGACGGCGUGGUCCACCUUGGUCCAGUCAGUACCGGACUGCGUCACACUGACGACGUCCAAACGAUAAUCGAACAGUUUUGGCUGUGGUCAAUCAGCAGAUGAGCCUGACUGUACAGGACUGUGUUUAUUACUUACAUUUCUUGUUAUUACUGUCAUUGUAAUUAUUGUUAUUGUUAAUAUAAUUUUUUUUUUUUUUUACCAACUAUAACUCAGUUUAUUGUUGAACGAUGAAACUUGUGAAGUUUCAUGAAAAUGCUUGCAAAAACCCUGUGGAAAAAGGGUGGAAGGACUGUAACAUAAGCCACUUGCAUCUUCUGUGUUUCUUUUUUUUUUUUUUUUUUUUUUUUAAAGAUAAAUUCAACAAGGAGAUGCACUUUUAUUUGAGCGACAUGAGUUAACAGAACUCCUUGUCUUUUUUUGUUUUGAUGUAUUUGAAUGCUUUAUGGAAAUUCUUCUGUUUUGUGAGCCGGCCCUGCUCUUUCGCCAGAGAGGUUUAACUUAUUGAGAAAGACUUGCUGUUUUUUCUACCUUUUUCACAAGUAAUGCAUCUAUGCUUCGAUAAUGUAAUUAAAAAAAUAAUUGGUUUCUCC